Acanthoscelides obtectus is the source of this 360-nucleotide messenger RNA. The record is from the annotation of a GenBank genome assembly. NCBI's taxonomy places the organism in Eukaryota, Metazoa, Arthropoda, Insecta, Coleoptera, Chrysomelidae.
AUAGUUUUAGGGCUCUAAAGAGGAGACAUGAAAUUUCUCCGUUACAUGUGAGAUAUGUAGCCAAUUUAAUUCAGUUUGGCAAAACAAGAAUCGAAAGUUGUCUUAACCAAGCACACUUCUAGAUACCGUAUGUUUUUUGGCAAAACAGGAAUUACCGUUCAUUUUGAAGAGGAUGACUCUGACAAUAGAGGAAAUUACAGGAAAUUGUUAACAUUCAUUGCCAAAAAAGAUCAAAAAUGUUCCGAACAUCUAGAAACGUCGACUGUUUUUUUCGGACGGCUUGGAAGUAGUAGAGAUAGACAACACUAUAUCUAGUGUCCCUCAGGGUUCAGUUUUAGGGCCCUUGUUGUACUUAAUUUA